This is a messenger RNA of Melozone crissalis (California towhee), 5341 nucleotides long. It is a transcript of the gene TNR, whose product is annotated as tenascin R. The record is from RefSeq and is a predicted model, not a curated record. NCBI's taxonomy places the organism in Eukaryota, Metazoa, Chordata, Aves, Passeriformes, Passerellidae. The transcript is spliced from 22 exons. The coding region runs from base 136 to 4209 and encodes 1357 amino acids. Gene Ontology annotation, molecular function: protein binding.
GGCAGGGACAAUGGCCAUCACAGGGCUUGGGAACACAGUGCAGAGCUUUAGCACUGAAGGCUAGCAUCUUGAAAGGUCCUCCCCGCUCUUGGCUGACCAAGACUAGCUUGGAAGGCUCUUCCCUCUCCCGGGAAAAUGGGGACUGAUGGUGAAAACCCGAUCCUGAGGAGUGUGGUCAUCAGCUUCAACUUGCUCCUGCUGGGCGCUGUCCUCAAGCCGUUUGAGUGCCGCCUGGAGGUGACGACAGAGCCGGCCCAGAGGACAGCGGUGGAUGAGGCAGCUGGCCUCACCAACUGCAGCCCACCCACCAAAGAGCAGCCCAUGGUCUUCCACCACAUCUACAACAUCAACAUCCCCCUGGACAGCUGCUGCUCCUCCAUGUUCAAGUCUUCGGGCGAGGAGGUGAGUUCAGAAGACGACCGGCUGGCAGAGUACACGGAGCAGACCUCCGACAGCGAGAGCCAGGUCACCUUCACCCACAGGAUAAACAUGCCCAAGCAGGCCUGCAAGUGCUCCACCUCCCUCCCAUCCCUGCAGGAGCUGCUGAGCAGGAUUGAGAUGCUGGAGAGGGAGGUCUCCAUCCUCCGGGACCAAUGCACCUCCAAUUGCUGCCAAGAAAAUGCAGCCACAGGGCAGCUGGAUUACAUCCCGCAGUGCAGCGGCCACGGGAAUUUCAGCCUGGAGUCGUGCAGCUGCGUGUGCAUGGAGGGCUGGGCGGGCAGCAACUGCUCGGAGCCGCUGUGCCCGGGGGGCUGCUCCAGCCGCGGCGUGUGCCUGGAGGGACAGUGCAUCUGCGACAGCGACUACGGCGGCGAGGACUGCUCCCAGCCGCGCUGCCCCGCCGGCUGCGGCUCCCGCGGGCUCUGCGUGGACGGCGAGUGCGUGUGCGAGGAGGGAUUCACCGGGGACGACUGCUCGGAGCUGCGCUGCCCCCGCGACUGCUCGGGCCGGGGCCGCUGCGUGAACGGCACCUGCGAGUGCCACGAGGGCUUCGCCGGGCACGACUGCGGCCGGCAGCGCUGCCCCGCCGGCUGCGGCGGCCGCGGGCUCUGCCGCGACGGGAUCUGCGUCUGCGAGACGGGCUACGGCGGCCACGACUGCUCCGAAGUGUCUCCCCCUGAGAACCUGCGGGUGACGGGGAUCAGCGACAGCUCCAUCGAGCUGGCCUGGGACAGCCCCGGGGCAGCCACUGAGUACGUGGUGUCCUACCAGCCUGCCGUGCCAGGGGGCACCCAGCUCCAGCAGAGGGUGCCUGGGGACUGGAGCAGCAUCACCAUCACGGACCUGGAGCCAGGCGUUGCCUACAAUGUCAGCAUCUAUGCAGUCAUCAGUGACGUCUUCAGCAGCCCCGUCACCUCCAGGGUGAUGACCAACCUUGCCACACCACAGGGGCUGAAGUUCAAGACCAUCACAGAGACAACAGCAGAGGUGCAGUGGGAGCCCUUCUCCUUCCCCUUGGACGGCUGGGAGAUCAGCUUCAUCCCCAAGAACAACGAGGGUGGUGUGAUUGCCCAGCUCCCCAGCACCGUCACCACCUUCAACCAGACGGGGCUGAAGCCAGGGGAGGAGUACACUGUCACCGUGGUGGCCCUGAAGGAACAAGCCAGAAGCCCUCCCACCUCUGACAGCGUCUCAACCCUCAUCGACGGCCCGACGCAGAUCCUGGUGCGGGACGUCUCGGACACGGUGGCCUUCGUGGAGUGGAGCCCCCCUCGCGCCAAGGUGGACGCCAUCCUGCUGAAGUACGGGCUGGCGGACGGGGAGGGCGGCAGGACCACCUUCCGCCUGCAGCCCCCCCUCAGCCAGUACUCCCUGCAGGCCCUGCGCCCCGGCGCCCGCUACCACCUGGCCGUCAGCGCCCUGCGCGGCGCCAACGAGAGCCGCCCCGCCUUCGCUCAGUUCACCACAGAGAUCGACGCCCCCAAGAACCUGCGGGUGGGCUCGCGGAGCCCCGCCAGCCUCGAGCUCACCUGGGACAACAGCGAGGCCGAGGCACACAGCUACAGGGUGGUGUACAGCACCCUGGCCGGGGAGCACUACCACGAGCUCCUGGUGCCGCGCCACGCCGGCCCCACCACCCGCGCCACCCUCGCAGAUCUGGUGCCGGGAACAGAGUAUGGCAUUGGGAUUUCAGCCGUGAUGGACAGCCAGCAGAGCGUGCCAGCGACCAUGAAUGCCAGGACCGAGCUUGACAGCCCGCGGGACCUGCUGGUGACAGCCUCCACUGAGACGUCCAUCUCGCUGGCUUGGACCAAAGCCACGGGUCCCAUCGACCACUACCGUGUCACCUUCACCCCCGCCUCGGGAAUGGCCUCGGAAGUGACAGUGUCCAGGGACGAGUCACAGCUCACACUCUCAGAGCUGGAGCCCGGCACAGAGUACACCAUCUCCAUCAUCGCUGAGAGGGGGCGGCAGCAGAGCCUGGAGGCCACCGUGGAUGCCUUCACAGGUGUUCGGCCCAUCUCCCAGCUGCACUUCUCCCAGCUGACAUCCUCCAGCGUGAAUGUCACAUGGAGUGACCCCUCCCCACCAGCAGACCGCCUCAUCCUCACCUACAGCCGCCGGGACGAGGAGGAGGAGGAGGCCCAGCAGGUCACACUGGAUGGCACCCGCAGGCACACCAGCCUGACGGGCUUGCAGCCAGCCACAGAGUACCUGGUGUCCCUGGUGGCCGUGCAUGGCACCAUCAGCUCUGAGCCUGUCGUGGGCUCCAUCACUACAGGGAUUGAUGCGCCAAAGGACCUCAGGGUGGGCAAUGUCACCCAGGAGUCCAUGAUGGUCUACUGGAGUGCUCCCAUCACUGCCUUUGACCACUACAGGAUAUCCUACCGUGCUGCUGAAGGAAGGACAGACAGCAUGGCCAUCUCCAGGGAUGCCACUGAGUACACCCUGCAGGACCUGCAGCCUGCCACCAAGUAUGAGAUUGAGCUGAAGAGCGUGCGGGGCCGGGAGGAGAGCGAGCUGGCCUCCAUCACUGCAUACACAGCCAUGGAUGUCCCCCUGGGGGUCACAGCCACCAACAUCACUCCCACGGAGGCGCUGCUGCAGUGGAACCCACCGCUGUCAGAGGUGGAAAGCUACGUGCUCAUCCUCACACGCCGUGCAGUUGCAGGAGAAACAAUUCUCGUGGAUGGAGACAACCAGGAGUACCAGCUGACCAACCUGCUGCCCAGUACCACCUACACAGUGUCUAUGUAUGCCACCAGUGGGCCUCUCACCAGCCAGACCAUCAGCACCAACUUCACCACUCUUUUGGAUCCUCCAACCAAUCUGACAGCCAGUGAAGUCACGCGACGGAGCGCCCUGCUGUCCUGGGCUCCUCCCGUGGGAGAGAUUGAGAAUUACAUCAUGACCUACAGAUCCACCGAUGGCAGCAGGAAGGAGCUGAUUGUAGAUGCAGAGGACACGUGGAUCCGCCUGGAGGGGCUUUCUGAGACCACGGAGUACACGGUGCACCUGCAGGCUGCCCAGAACGCCGUGCGCAGCGGCCUCGUCUCCACCACCUUCACCACAGGAGGGCGUGUGUUUGCUAACCCUCAGGACUGUGCCCAGCACUUGAUGAACGGAGACACGCUGAGCGGGGUCUACACCAUCUCCAUCAAUGGGGACCUCAGCCAGCGGGUGCCCGUGUACUGUGACAUGACCACUGAUGGAGGGGGCUGGAUUGUGUUCCAGCGGCGGCAGAACGGGCUGACCGAUUUCUUCCGGAAAUGGGCAGAUUACCGCGUUGGCUUUGGAAACCUGGAGGAUGAGUUCUGGCUGGGCUUGGACAACAUCCACAAGAUCACGUCCCAAGGGCGCUACGAGCUGCGGAUAGACAUGAGGGAUGGCCAGGAGGCAGCAUAUGCCUACUAUGACAAGUUCUCCAUUGGUGACUCCAGGAGCCUCUACAAACUGCGCAUUGGGGACUACAAUGGCACUUCAGGAGACUCCCUCACCUAUCACCAGGGACGCCCCUUCUCCACCAAGGAUAGGGACAAUGAUGUUGCUGUGACCAACUGUGCCAUGUCCUACAAAGGGGCCUGGUGGUACAAGAACUGCCACCGCACCAACCUCAACGGCAAGUACGGAGAGUCCCGGCACAGUCAGGGCAUUAACUGGUACCAUUGGAAAGGCCACGAGUUCUCCAUCCCCUUUGUGGAAAUGAAGAUGCGACCUUACAACCACCGUAACAUCUCUGGGAGGAAGAGACGGUCCCUACAGCUCUGAGCCAGCUGAACCCCUCCUGCCUCCCACCACCUGACCUUUUCUGUCAUUUGUUUGUAUUUUAUAAUAUGAAAAGGGAAAAAAAAAAGUUACUACUCGUCUGAGAUAGCAAGCUGCCCCUCACAAGUGCUGGAGGGAACCAUGGCACGAGGAAAGGCCAUGGAAAAGGAAAGACCUCAUUGCUUUGCAUCUGUCCCAGAGAAAUACCAAAUUUCCAGUCUCCCUAUCCCAAUACUCUGGCCCUUAACAUGAGAAGAAAGAGAAAGAGACAGAUUUUUUGAUAUUUUUUUAAAAUACAUAGAAAUCCCUAGCAAACCCUGUUAGAGAUGUUUGUCACAGGGCUUGUGGCAGAAACCCUCCCCACAGGUACCUUGGUGUGGCCAUUUCCAGCCCAGCCAUGGCCAGGGAUGCCCGUCCUCUCCCCGCCUCCCUGUCCCCUCCUGGCAGGGAGGUCCCAAGCUUCGUGCCAUCCUGUAGACACCAACUCUUCCAGCAGGCAGAGGCCCAUCUCUCCCCUGUGUGCAGGCUCUGGACACCUGGGGACCAAGUGAGGAUGAGCAAAGGCUCCUCCCAUCCCCAGGAGGGCUUGGCAAAUAUCUGCAUAUGUAGGCAAACUGCAGAGAGUCCACAGCUCAUGUGUUGGUCCCACCACAAAGUCAUCCUCGUGUGCAUGAGGUGUAUGGGAAUAAGAAUUACUCCACCAGCCCCAACCUUCAUUAUCCACUCCUCCAAGCUGAACUCAGCCCACUCCAGGUCCAUGACAUCUGCCUGGGUUAUGCUGAACUUGAUGGAGAAGAAAGGACUUAAAUUAGAAGACCUGGGAGAAGAAUUCCUACUUGUGGUCCUGAAAUCUAGGACCCAUUCCCUCUGUUAUUUCUACAUUCCAUCAUGCUCUCUCUCACUGAGGUCACUGGUCCCAAACAAAAGAGUCUCAGAGGAGGAGCAGCAAUAAGAAGAUAUCACAGAACUGCAGCCCAACCUGAAGCCAGCAGCUGUCACAGCUCAGGUGCUCCUGUCCAUGGCCCUCCACCCACACAGGGAAUUAUGGCAAUGCAGCUAAGGCAAGAGAAGUGCAAGCUGAGGAAUGCCCAUUUCCUUCCUUCUCCUACACCAUCCCUCUUCAAUGCCAGCACAA